AUGGACGGCUUUGGAGAUAAGACUCAGAUGCUCAAUAUGGGAAAGAAGAUCCUUGGAAAGGUCAUGAAUAAGAAUAGUGACGACCAAGGUGGAAUGGGCGGCGGUUCCUUUGGUGAUGGCGGCGGCAAGUCGAACAUGCUGAUGGGCCUCCUUGGCAACUUUAUGGGAAAGAACCGCUACGGUGGUGGCGGUAGUUCCAUGGGCGGUGGCUCCAUGGGCGGUGGCUCCAUGGGCGGCAUGGGCGGUAGUUCCAUGGGCGGCGGCAUGGGCGGCGGCAUGGGCGGCGGCUCCAUGGGCGGCGGCUCCAUGGGCGGCGGCUCCAUGGGCGGCAUGGGCGGCGGUCACCACAUGGGCGGCAUGGGCGGAAGCUCCAUGGGCGGCGGUGGCUACGGCGGUAGCUCCAUGGGCGGCGGUGGCUACGGCGGUAGCUCCAUGGGCGGCGGCUCCAUGGGCGGCAUGGGUGGAAGCUCCAUGGGCGGCGGUGGCUACGGCGGUAGCUCCAUGGGCGGCGGCUCCAUGGGCGGCAUGGGUGGAAGCUCCAUGGGCGGCGGUGGCUACGGCGGUAGCUCCAUGAACGGCGGCUCCAUGGGCGGCAUGGGCGGUGGUUCCAUGGGCGGCGGCAUGGGCGGUGGCUACGGUGGGGGCAUGUACUAA
Messenger RNA from Malassezia restricta, 654 nucleotides. RefSeq lists its product as uncharacterized. The coding region runs from base 1 to 654 and encodes 217 amino acids. Lineage: Eukaryota; Fungi; Basidiomycota; Malasseziomycetes; Malasseziales; Malasseziaceae. The record is from RefSeq and is a predicted model, not a curated record. The transcript is spliced from 2 exons.